AUGCCAAACAGCCUCAUUCCAACCCAUCUCUUGUGUCUGCCUGGGGAUAGAACACCUGAAGAGGAUCUUUUGGAGAAAAAGGGAGAUAUCCAGUUGAUUCAAAGGUACAGAUGGAAUCUUCACCACAAUGGCAAAAGUACUUGGAACACAGACCGGGUCGAUUUGGCAGGACUCCUUAAGGUAGAGCUUGCAUUACGGGAGAACGAUCAGCGUCACGUGGCGCUCACGGGAAAGCUCGAUGCGAGAAGGCGAUACGAGAUUAAUGUAAAACUAAAGUUUGCUGAGGAAAUUACUGAGGUGCAAUCAAUCGAAUCAGAGAUCAAAAAGCUUAUAAGGGAUUAUUGGGACUUAGAACGACGUUGGUGGCAGAUUAGAUCUUCGUUCCCCAGGACUCCACUAAGCAGAGGUGUGGACUUAUGGCGAUCAAAUCCUAUGUGGUAUUUGCACCAGGACCUCCGGGAAGACUGUGCCGGCCGAGGUGGAUGCUGCGAGCAAGAUUGUGGAUGCUGUCCCAAGCGUAGAGAAAGACCCGGACGAAAUCUGGCUGCCGGCCACUGCACUGUUGAAUGUUCUUGUUGCGAGAAAGUACGAGGGUUUGAGCUUGAUGCAGAGCAGAAGAGGAUGUAUCGAAAGGCUUUCGGUCUUGGAAGCGAUUGGAUUACAAAAUCGGCUUACGCGACAAAGAUGAUCCAGGUUUCGACUUUAGGACUAACAGCUGGAGAUGCAGUUGUCGACCCAUUUGACAAGAUUUCAGACGUUACUGAUGAUCGGGCCCACCUCCCUCUUCCAUGCUGGAGAAUGUUGGGGCAUAUUGGGCUUAAUCCUGUAUGA
Molecule: messenger RNA, 831 nt
Organism: Penicillium cosmopolitanum
Lineage: Eukaryota; Fungi; Ascomycota; Eurotiomycetes; Eurotiales; Aspergillaceae
Exons: 1
Coding region: 1-831 (276 amino acids)
Source: RefSeq, a predicted model, not a curated record